Molecule: messenger RNA, 1248 nt
Organism: Phytophthora infestans T30-4
Lineage: Eukaryota; Oomycota; Peronosporomycetes; Peronosporales; Peronosporaceae
Product: kynurenine-oxoglutarate transaminase, putative
Exons: 1
Coding region: 1-1248 (415 amino acids)
Biological process (GO): biosynthetic process
Cellular component (GO): cytoplasm
Molecular function (GO): pyridoxal phosphate binding; L-kynurenine:2-oxoglutarate transaminase activity
Source: RefSeq, a predicted model, not a curated record
AUGGCGGAGCAGCUCGCAAAGCGCCUUGACGGGUUCGACCAGCCCACAGUCUGGCACGAAUUCACUCCGCUGGCCCUAGAGCAUAAGGCCGUCAACUUAGGUCAGGGCUUCCCGGACUGGCGCUGCGAGGAUUUCGUUAAGCAGGCAGCCAAGGAUGCUCUGGAUGCCGAUUUCAACCAGUAUGCCCGCCCACAGGGCCACAAGAAGCUCGUGGAGGUGCUGGCUAAGAAAUACUCUAAGGAGCUAAACCGCGGGAUCAACUGGACGAAUGAGAUUGCUGUGGGUGUUGGCGCUACGGAGACUGUCUACGCUGCUGUCAACUCUUUCGUGCAGCCAGGAGACGAGGUUGUCGUAUUCGAACCGGCAUUUGACAUAUACACCGCCCAGGUGCAGAUGGCCGGCGGCGUGUGUCGCUAUGUGCCACUUCACGUGCGUACAUGUGAUCAAACUGGUUCUAAGGAGUUCUACCUUGACGAGCCAACUCUAGCGGCAGCAUUUUCCUCUAAAACGCGGGCAGUGCUCUUGAACAACCCUCACAACCCGACGGGUAAGGUGUUCACGGCGGAGGAACUUGAGCUCAUUGCCAAAUACGUGCGUCAGUAUCCGCGUGUGAUCAUUAUUUCAGACGAAGUGUACGAGCACAUUCUGUUUGAUGGAAAUAAACACGUUCGGAUCGCCAACAUUGACGGCAUGUGGGAGCGUACACUGACGGUCUCGAGUGCAGGGAAGACAUUUUCCGUGACUGGAUGGAAGGUGGGUUGGGCUAUUGGCCCCAGCAAUUUGAUCAAGGGCAUCUACCUCGCGAACAACUGGAUCCAGUUCAGUGUGGCCACUCCCUUUCAGGAAGCCGUCGCCAACAUGCUGGAGCUCGCCGAGAAGCCGUACAAGGGAUUCCCGACCUUUUACGCCUUCGUCGCCGACCAGUACAAGCAGAAGCGUGACCGCCUUAGCCGCGCUCUGGUUGAUGUUGGCAUCACCCCAAUCACUCCGGGCGGUGGCAUCUUCCUGUACUCGGACAUUUCUGCCGUGAAGGUGCCCGACAGCUUUAUUGAACCGGGUAUGUCGUACGACUGGGCAUUCUGCCGCUGGCUUACCAUUACCAAGGGUGUGACGGCAAUCCCAACAACUGCGUUCUUUUGCAGCGAAAACAAAGCGGAAGGCAGCCAGUGGGCGCGUUUUGCCUACUGCAAGACUGACGAAGCCAUCGAAGAGGCCAUCAAGCGUCUCGCCAAGAUCCAUGAGGCGUAG